AGAAGCGAAGAACAUCCCUCCGUAUCCCGGGCCGAAUAAAAUGCGGGAUUGUUACUGUACAGUGAACCUGGACCAGGAGGAGGUGUUCCGAACGAAGACCAUAGAGAAGUCUUUAUGUCCGUUCUACGGUGAGGACUUUUAUUGUGAAAUCCCGCGCAGUUUCCGCCAUCUCUCCUUCUACAUCUUCGACAGAGACGUGUUCAGGAGGGACUCCAGCAUCGGUAAAGUGGCUGUGAAGAAGGAAGACCUGCAGAAAUACCACGGUAAAGACCACUGGUUCCCACUGCAGCCCGUCUGCGCAGACUCAGAGGUGCAGGGAAAGGUUCACCUGGAGCUGCGUCUCAGUGAGGUCAUCACAGACAGUGGAGUCGUCUGCCACAAGCUGGCAACACGGGUUCUGGAGUGUCAGGAUCUGCCGAUAGUGAACGGCCAGUGUGAUCCGUACGCCGCCGUGUCGUUACUGGGACCCUCCAGGUCAGAGGCCAAGAAGACGAAAGUCAAGCGGAAAACCAACAAUCCUCAGUUUGACGAGGUCUUCUUCUUCGAGGUGACCCGACCGCUGAGCUACACCAAACGACACUUCGACGUGGAAGAGGACGACGUGGACAAGCUGGCGCUCAAGGUGGAUCUGUGGAACGCCAGCAAUCUGAAGUUCGGAGACGAGUUUCUGGGAGAGGUACGGGUUCAGCUGAAGGUUCUGGGACAGUCGGGUGUUCAUGACGCAUGGUACUUUCUGCUGCCCAGAGAUAAUGGGCAUAAAUCUGUGAAGGCUGAUGAGCUGGGCUCGUUACGGCUCAACAUCGUUUACACGGAGGACCACGUGUUCCUCACGGAGCAUUACAACCCGCUCCGGGACCUGCUCCUGCAGUCCGCGCACGGCGAGGUCAGUGAGGUCACGGCAAAGCCCGUGUCGGCGUCGGCGGCUCAUAUCUUGGGCGAGGCGUGUCGUGAGAAACAAGAGGCCGCCGUCCCGCUAGUUCGACUCUUCCUGCAUUACGGCAAGAUCGUGCCUUUCCUCAGUGCCAUCGCACACGCAGAGAUCAACCGCACGCAGGAUCCCAACACCAUAUUCCGGGGAAACUCGCUGACGUCUAAAUGCAUCGAUGAGACCAUGAAGCUGGCGGGGAUGCAUUACCUGCGGGUCACGCUCAAGCCCAUCAUCGAUGAGAUCUGCGGCGACCACAAGCCGUGCGAGAUCGACCCCGUCAAGCUGAAGGAGUCGGAGAACUUGGACACUAACAGGGAAAACCUCCGCCAGUACGUGGACCGGAUCUUCAGCGCCAUCACGAGCUCGGGUGUGAGCUGCCCGACGGUCAUGUGUGACAUCUUCUUCUCCCUGAGGGAGUCUGCGGCCUCACGCUUCCAGGUCGACCCGGAUGUUCGCUACACGGCUGUCAGUAGCUUCAUCUUCCUCCGCUUCUUCGCUCCGGCGAUCCUGUCCCCGAGCCUCUUCCACCUGCGACCUCAUCACCCGGAUCCCUGCACGUCUCGGACGCUGACGCUCAUUUCCAAAACCAUCCAAACUCUGGGAAGCCUGGCCAAGUCCAAAUCUGCCAAUUUCAAAGAGUCCUACAUGGCCGCUUUCCACGACUACUUCAAUGAACAAAAGUACGCUGAUGCGGUGAAGAACUUCCUGGAUCUGAUAUCGUCCUCGGCUCGGUGGGAUCAGAAGAGCAUCGAGACGCCCAUCAUGCUGAAGGAAGGGAGCGUUAAACUCGUUAUUAAGAGGUUUGAUGCCAAGGGCUCUGGCAGGUUCAUGAUCAAACGAGCUCAAGGGCGAAACCGCUUCGGUCUGAAGAACUUCAAGAAGAGAUGGUUCCGCCUCACCAACCACGAGUUCACCUACCAUAAAACCAAAGGUAACGCAAAAGGAGAGGGCGCUCUCUGCAGCAUCCCUAUAGAAAACAUCCUGGCUGUGGAGAGACUCGAGGAAGAGUCCUUCAAGAUGAAGAACAUGUUCCAGGUCAUCCAGCCAGAGAGGGCGCUCUACAUCCAGGCUAAUAACUGUGUUGAGGCUCGCGACUGGAUCGACAUCUUGACCAAAGUCAGUCAGUGCAACCGCAAGCGCUUGAGCACGUUCCACCCGUCGGCGUUCCUGAACGGACACUGGCUGUGCUGCAAGCUCUCGGCGGACGCGGCGCCCGGCUGCACGCCCUGCACGGGGGGUCUUCCCGCCAACAUCCAGCUGGACGUGGAUGGAGACCGAGAGACCGAGAGGAUCUACUCGCUCUACAGCACAUACAUGUCCAAACUGGUGAAGAUGCAGGAGGCGUGUGGCAGUAAGUCGGUGUACGACGGGCCGGAGCAGGAGGAAUACUCCACGUUCGUGAUCGACGACCCGCAGGAGACGUAUAAAACCCUGCGGCUCGUCAUCUCGGCCGUGCAGACGCUGGAGCAGCAGCACACGCAGUACAAGCGGGACAAGUUCAGGAAGACCAAGUAUGGCAGCCAGGAACAUCCAAUCGGUGAUCAGAGCUUCCAGUGCUACGUCCGCCAGCAGUCAGAGAGCUCCACCUACUCCAUCUGACCACGCCCACCGUCUCCGUGGCAACAGUUGUGAUUGACAGGGCGGCGGCCACAGACGAAAGCUGAAACUCUGGUGUUUUUAUAUACGAUAACCGAACGACGGCUUCCUCUGAACAUGCGUCACGCUCGCGACAGUGGACGAUGUAGCUUCGCCUCACACGCGCGUUUUAACAUUUUAUGAUGUUUUUAAGCUGGAAGGCGAUGAGACGUCCUCUAGUUGUGGAUGCUUUUAUAACGGAGGAUUGCAGCUGAAGUCUUCAGGACCACAAUCCUUUGCGUUCACAGGGUUUCAGGUGUUCUGGUGAACUCUAACUGUGUUUUUAACUGGUGUAACUAGAUGAUGGGAAAUGUUGUGCUCUGUUUCUGCCUGCACUUGCCCUCCGUUCAGAUGUGUCCAGUGUUGACUCACCCUUUCACUAGCAGCUGAAGACGUGCUGCAUUGUGGGAAACGUGUCGUGUGUGUCGGAGCAUGCCAGACGUCCUCAUCCCAGCAUGUGACACUAAACGAGUUUCUGACGGUUUGUGGGUCCAGUUGUGUGUGUUCAGCAUCACAUGAACGUCUCUGCUGGAUAUUUGUGUUUUUAUACUUCCUGUUGUGUGUCACGUCCUGUAGGAACGUGUUUUAAAUUCUCUGUGUGUGUGUGUGUGUGUGUGUGUGCGUGUGUGAAA
Messenger RNA from Rhinichthys klamathensis goyatoka, 3195 nucleotides. RefSeq names its product RAS p21 protein activator 3 (gene rasa3). The transcript is spliced from 24 exons. The record is from RefSeq and is a predicted model, not a curated record. The coding region runs from base 41 to 2527 and encodes 828 amino acids. Gene Ontology annotation, biological process: regulation of GTPase activity; intracellular signal transduction; negative regulation of Ras protein signal transduction. Gene Ontology annotation, molecular function: GTPase activator activity. Lineage: Eukaryota; Metazoa; Chordata; Actinopteri; Cypriniformes; Leuciscidae.